ACAAGCUCAUCCUUACUAUAACGAUGAUGUCCCGCGUUCUUUACUUGUUCAUCCUCAUCUCUAUUUAUUCAACAAUCCAAAUUACCGGCGCCUCCACAGCUGCAUACAACGCCACAGAACUAAUCCUCCUAAGCUGUGGCGCAUCAACCGUCACAAACGACACCAGCCACCGGAGUUGGGACAGCGAUGAAGCUUCAAAAUACAUGCCGUCAAACGCUACCUCCAUAUCUUCAGCUUCUGAUGCUUCCACUAUGGAACCUUCGGUUUUUGCAUUCCCUUACAAGACUGCUCGUAUUUUCCACUCCCCUUUCACGUACACUUUUCCCCUCACCAGAGGCCAAAAAUUCCUUCGCCUUUACUGGUACCCCAACGUUUAUUCCGACGUCGACACUCGUCAAUCUUUAUUCUCUGUCAAAACAAAUUCCUUCACCCUGUUUAGUAACUUCAGUGCUUUCCUUUAUUCCAAGAAUUUAAGCCAAUCUUCUUUUAUGAUGGAAUUCAUCGUUAACAUUGGAGCAACUCUAAGACUGGAUUUGACCUUCACCCCCAAUCCAGAAUCUUCUGCUUUUGUAAACGGAAUUGAAAUUGUUUCCAUGCCUGAUAAACUCUACCUUUCGGAAGAAGGCGUGGAAAUCAAAUAUGUGGAUCGAUCGUUUUAUCUUGACAGCAACACUGCUUUGGAAAAUCUGUACAGGCUGGAUGUGGGCGGCGCCAUUACUAUUGCGAUAGAAGAAGAUAGUGGGCCCACUCGCGGCAUGUUUCGGAGAUGGAGUCCUGAUGAUGACUACGUAGUCUAUGGUGAUAGGGGGUACAAGCGGAACAAAGAGGAACCUGUGAUCAACUACACCAGCAAAACUCCUCCCUAUACUGCGCCGCCUCAAGUAUACAUAUCUGCUAGAACAAUGACCAACAUCAGCUUAAGUUUAGAGUGGGGUUUUCCGGUUGAUUCUGGAUUCUACUAUCUGCUCCGCUUCCACUUUUGUGAUUUUGUGUUCCGUAAGGCAGACGACUUAUCGUUCUCAAUAAAAAUCAAUAAUCAGACUGCUGAUAUUGAUGUUGAUGUCAUCUCCUCGGCCGGCGGCCCUAAUAUUCCCAUCUUCAGAGAUUACAUAACAUGGAUUCCUGAUGAUGGAAAUCGUGGAAAGCAAGACUUGCGGCUAUCUUUGGUGCCUUACAUUAAGCCAGGAACAGGAUAUCGUAGCUCUUUGCUAAAUGGUUUGGAAAUUUUCAAACUCAAUGAUACGAAAGGAAGUUUUGCAGCAUCCAAUCCUGAACUCAAGAUCGAGUCUCCCCCAGGGUCAGUAGCGGGGAACACGCUGCCGAAGAAGAAAGCCCGUGUUGUAACUUACACUAUGGUGGGGAGUAUUAUCGGCGUAGUUGUCGUGGUUGCAGCUAUGAUUUUUCUGAUUCUCCGGCGUCAGUGGAAAGUGAAGAACUCGGCCACGAGCGUCACCAAGUCAAAGUGGUUUCCACUUUCCACAUCUACUGUAAGAACUAGCAGGUCAGGCGUCUCCCUGCCUUCAGAUAUAUGCAGAUACUUCUCCAUCGACGAGAUCAAAACAGCCACUCGCAACUUCGACGACAAUUUCGUCAUCGGCAAGGGAGGCUUCGGCAACGUCUACAAAGGCCUCAUCGACAACGCAGCCACCACCGUCGCAAUCAAAAGGCUCAACUCCACCUCCAGACAAGGCGCUCGCGAGUUCCUCACCGAGAUCGAAAUGCUCUCCAGGCUUCGCCACCUCCACUUGGUCUCCCUCAUCGGCUACUGUGACGACGACGGCGAGAUGAUCCUGGUAUACGACUACAUGACCCACGGCACCCUCCGAGACCACAUCUACAACUCCGACAACUCGCCCCUAAGGUGGAAGCAGCGCCUCCAAAUCUGCGUUGGCGCAGCCACGGGACUGUACUACCUCCACACCGGGGCCAAGCGCUCCAUCAUCCACCGCGACGUCAAGUCUACCAACAUCCUUCUGGAUGGGAAAUGGGUGGCCAAGGUGUCUGACUUCGGCCUCUCCAAAGUGGGCCCAGCCGCAGGUAGUCAAGCACACGUCAGCACAGUCGUCAAAGGCAGCUUGGGCUAUGUCGACCCGGAGUACUACCGCACGCAGCAGCUAACGUUGAAAUCUGAUGUGUACUCGUUCGGGGUGGUGUUGUUCGAAAUGUUAUGCGCGAGGCCACCGAUAAUGCCAACCUUGCCAAGGGAGCAAGCUAAUUUAGCAGAGUGGGCCAAAUUUUGCUACAAGAACGGAACACUUGAUCAGAUUAUCGAUUCCAAUCUCAAGGGUCAGAUUGCGCCUGAAUGCUUGACCAAUUUUGCCGAAAUAGGUGUAGCAUGCCUUAGUGAGAAGGGGAUUGAUCGGCCAUCGAUGAAUGACAUUGUUUGGAAACUGGAGUUUGCAUUACAGCUUCAAGUGUCGGCAGAGGACAGAGGUGAAGGCAUGGACGAUGGGUUUACGGCCUUUAGCCCCUCGCUGCCGUUGCUCGGUAUUGGUGCAUCUACCACGACGGACGGAGACACGUUUUCUAGAUCAAAGAGCAGCGAGUUCUCGAGCAGCAGUGAAAAACUCAAGUCUGCAGAUGCUUUCUCUGAAAUCAUGAACCCCUCAGGCCGUUGAGGUCGUAAUUUUCUGUUUUUCACCGUUGUAUUUUUAUUUUACUUUAAUCUCAUUCACUGUGCUAGGAUAAAAAGAUUAUAUUGUGAUGAUGUAGUUACCAAUCAUGUGUCCUACACAAAGAUGUCUCCGGUUUAUUCAUUGCCCCUCAUGAAAGGCAAUAAUAUAUAUGCUAUUGAAAUUUUCUGCA
Messenger RNA from Salvia hispanica, 2805 nucleotides. The record is from RefSeq and is a predicted model, not a curated record. Lineage: Eukaryota; Viridiplantae; Streptophyta; Magnoliopsida; Lamiales; Lamiaceae.